This is a messenger RNA of Cryptomeria japonica (Japanese cedar), 3819 nucleotides long. RefSeq names its product pentatricopeptide repeat-containing protein At3g26782, mitochondrial-like. Gene Ontology annotation, biological process: RNA modification. Gene Ontology annotation, molecular function: protein binding; RNA binding; zinc ion binding. The coding region runs from base 308 to 2971 and encodes 887 amino acids. The record is from RefSeq and is a predicted model, not a curated record. The transcript is spliced from 3 exons. NCBI's taxonomy places the organism in Eukaryota, Viridiplantae, Streptophyta, Pinopsida, Cupressales, Cupressaceae.
AUGAUUUUUCUCUGCAGCGGCUUGUGGUCAGCUAUCGGGUAUGGUUCUUCACCACCAUUCUGUUUUAAUAGCUUAAGUUUUAUUUGAUAUAAUCGAAUAAAAGGCUAUUUUAAAAAUCUACGAAGCCUAAGAAAUAAGUAGUCCGUCAUUUAAAACGAGAGUCUUUAUCAGUGGAUUACUGUUACAAAGAAGCCAUAUAUGGCUUAGAAGUCCUUCAGGAAUAUUUUCCUCUACAAAAAGAACAUAAAUAUGUUCUUAAUGGAGUUUCAGUGCUUUUUUAACUUGAGGAAUUAAACAAUAGUCACCAAUGAAGGGAUAUCUCAAGUCUCAAGCAUGUGGGAGAUCUGUUUACGAGCUAAUUUUCGUAAAAAGAAAAAUGGCCAUUAUACAAAGUUCAAUAAAUCACAGUCUAAGAAGGAACCAGUAUUACCCGCGUUUCAAUCGUACAAUUUCACCCAAUAUCCACAUCAGGGAAUUCUGUAGAGACAGUCGCUUGAAUGAAGGCAUACACAUUCUAUUUAGUGCGCACAACCCUUUAAUAAACUCUUCCAGAUAUCUUUUGAAAACCGGCAUUGCCAACAACGCGCUUUCUGAGGGUAAGCGAAUCCAUUUACACAUCAAUAACAGGGGAUUUACAUUUGCGGCAGACACAUUUUUGCAAAACACACUUAUAAACAUGUAUGACAAGUGCGGAAGUUUGGCUGAUGCUUUCAAAGUUUUUGAUCAAUUCACUGAACAAGACGUCUUCUCAUGGAAUAUGAUAAUUGCAGCUUACCGAAGGCACGGAUUUCUUCAAGAGGCGUUCACAUUGUUUCGCCAAAUGCAAAGAACAAGUGUUCAACCCAAUCAAUUUACCUUUGCCAAUAUCCUCCCAGCAUGUACCAAAAUGGGAGCUUUGAAACAGGGUAUGGAGAUUCAUGAAAGGAUAAUAGAAAGAGGGUUUUUGACAGAAGAUGUACUUGUGACCUCCAUGGUAGACAUGUACGCAAAAUGUGGAAGCAUACACAAGGCACGCGAAUUGUUUGACAGAAUGCGCAAUUCAAACGUGAUCUCGUGGACCGCUAUGGUUGCAGGAUACGCACAAAAUGGUGUUCUUGACGAGGCUCUGAGGCUUUUCAAACAAAUGCCGCAAAGAAACGUAGUUUCGUGGACUGCUAUCAUUGCUGGAUAUGCACAAAAUGGACCAGUUGAAAAGGCAUUGGAAAUUUUUAAGCAAAUGCAAUUUUCAGGUGUAAAGCCAAACUCAGCAACCUUUUCCAGUAUCCUUCCAGUGUGUGCCAAAAUGGGCUAUCUGGAACAGGGUAUGGAAAUCCAUCAAAAAGUAAAUGAAAGUGGAUUUUUGUCAGAUGUUGUACUUGUAACUUCAUUGAUUGACAUAUAUGGAAAAUGUGGAAGGAUACAGAAGGCACGCAAAUUGUUCGACAAAUUGCCUCUGAGAGAUGCAGUCUCCUGGAAUGCAAUCAUUGCUGGAUAUGCACAAAAUGGUCCAAUUGAAAUGGUCUUCAAUAUAUUUAAACAAAUGCAAUUGGCAGAUGUAAAUCCAAACUCAUCAACCUACACUAGCAUCUUACAAGUGUGUGCAAAAAUGGGAAAUUUAGAACAGGGUAUAGGAAUCCAUCAAAAAGUAAUUGAAAGAAGUUUUUUGUCAGAUGUUGUACUUGCAACUGCCCUAAUAGAUAUGUAUGCAAAAUGUGGAAACAUACAGAUGGCUUGUAAAUUGUUUGACAACAUACCUGAACGAAAUAUGGUAUCAUGGACUGCAAUCAUCACUGGGUGUGCCCAAAAUGGGCUCGUUGAAAAAGCCUUGGACCUUUUUAAGCAAAUGCAAUUGGAAGGAAUAAAAGCAGACUCGUCAACUUUUGCCAGCAUCCUUCCAGCUUGUGGCAAACUUGGGGUGUUAGAAAAUGGUACUGAGAUCCAUCAGAAAAUAAUUGAAAUUGGAUUUCUGUCAGAUAUUGUAGUUGUGAAUUCCCUAAUAGAUAUGUAUGCAAAAUGUGGAAACAUACAGAAGGCUCGUCAAGUGUUCGACAACAUGCAUCAGUCAAAUGUGGUCUCAUGGACUGCGAUGAUUGCAGGAUAUGCAAUGCAUGGAUAUAGCAUGGAUGCCCUCAAACUGUUUGAACUAAUGAAGCACUCAGGAACCAAUCCCAACCAUAUCAGCUUCAUUGCUGUUUUAUUUGCAUGCAGCCAUGCAGGUCUAGUGGAUGUUGGCUGUAAAUACUUUAAUGAAAUUAGUGAGUCUUGUUGCAUUACACCUACAAUGGAUCAUUAUGCAUGCAUGGUUGACCUUCUUGGCCGUGCUGGCUAUGUAAAAGAAACCUUAAACUUUAUAAUCAAAAUACCAAUAAAACCUGAUGUGGUUGUAUGGAUGUGUUUGCUUGGUACUUGUAGAACACAAAAGAAUAUAGGGUUAGGAGAAUUUGUGGCAACAAUCCUUUUUGAGCUGGAUCCUAAAAAUACUUCACCAUAUGUUCUGCUAUCAAACAUGUAUGCAGAAAUAGGCAGGUGGGUUGACAAUCAGAAGGUGAGAAAAUUUAUGAAAGAGAAAAGUAUUAAAAAAAUCCCUGGCUGUAGUUGGAUUGAGGUUGAUAAAAUGGUACAUGCUUUUUGUGUGGGAGACAGAUCACAUCCACAAACGCACAAUAUCUAUGCAAAGUUGGAGGAACUGUCUUGGGAGAUGAAGACAGCAGGGUAUAUUCCAGAUACAAUACCUAUAUUAAAUCAUGUGGAGAAGGAGGAGAAGGAAUUACUUCCCUGCCACCAUAGUGAGAAGUUGGCAAUUGCAUUUGGGUUGUUAAACACAGCCCCUGGAACAACUAUUAGAGUUUUCAAGAACCUUCGAGUAUGCAAUGACUGCCAUAAUGCAACCAAGUAUAUAUCUUUGAUUGUUGCAAGAGAAAUUAUUGUUAGAGAUGCAAACCGGUUCCAUCAUUUCAAACAUGGAAAAUGUUCCUGUGGAGAUUUUUGGUGAUGCUAAGCAAAGCAAUCGAUUAGCACAGGAUGGCACAAUGCCAAAGUGUAUGGUGUCCAAGUUGCAGAGGAAGCCUGUACAUCUGUGUAUUGAAAGCUGCAGAAGGUGGAGGGAGAAUGGGGAAUGUGACAGUAGAAGCAUGCUUUUAAGGAAGUGAAAAGCUGAUCAGUCAGCAGGAAAUGUGAAUGAAAGGUUUACAGUCAAGUCUUUCUCCAGAAAUGUUGCAGGAGAAAUUGUGGUGAGAGUUGUGGACCGAUCCCAUAUUUCAAACAUGGAGAAUGUUCUUGUAGAGAUUACUGCUGGUGCUAGGUGAAGCAAGCUAUAAACGAAGGCUUCCUAACAAGAUGCCUGGUGUCUGACUUGCAAUGUUGUGGACUGAAAAGCUCUAGAAGGUGAAGGAAUGAGAAAUGUGGAAGGAAAAAAAUGCUUGAAGGAAAUGGAAAUAUGCUCAAUCAACAAGAAUUGUCAGAGAACAGAUUUCAAUCAAUCAAUUGCUUUGAUAUCAUGAGGAGAGCAUUUCUUGAUUCUCCUUUACAGUAUCUUUGUCAUUUUGUACGUGAUCUUACUGUCUGUUAUUUUUUUUAUAGAUUAAUGAGGAUAAUUAGCAGAGCCCACGGCCAAUGGGAAACAAGCCUGCAAAGAGUGCACUUUCAAGACUAGUAUCCAAACCCACGAGCAUGGAGGCCUAGUGUACGGGAUUGAAUCAUUGCAGUAUGGCAUCAACAUUGUCUUUCUUUAUGUAUUAAUUCCGCCAUUGUUUUCUCAUUCCGAUUCUGCCAUUUGUCCUAAAUUAUAUAUAACAAACUACUUAUGCACGAUUUAACUUUUCCGUGUCCAUCUUGUAUUUC